This is a messenger RNA of Rasamsonia emersonii CBS 393.64, 756 nucleotides long. Its product is annotated as short-chain dehydrogenase. The transcript has 4 exons. NCBI's taxonomy places the organism in Eukaryota, Fungi, Ascomycota, Eurotiomycetes, Eurotiales, Trichocomaceae. The record is from RefSeq and is a predicted model, not a curated record. Bases 1 to 756 code for a protein of 251 amino acids. Gene Ontology annotation, molecular function: oxidoreductase activity, acting on the CH-OH group of donors, NAD or NADP as acceptor.
AUGGCAUCCUACCUAAUCACCGGUGCUUCGUGCGGUCUCGGAUUAGCGUUGGUGAAGGUCCUCCUGGAUGAAUCACCAGAGAAGAUCUUCCAGGUCAUCGCCACGUGUCGAGAGGAAAGCCCGGAUCUGCGGAAACUCAAGCAGGACAAUAAGGACCGUCUGUUCGUGGUCGGGAUGAAUAUCAUGGAGGAGGACAGCAUCCGACAGGCGGUGGCCCAGGUCGAGGAGAUUACGGGGAAGGGGUUGGAUAUCCUGAUCAACAAUGCUGGCAUCAUGAAUGAGACUCUGGGUGGUAUCACCGAGAUGAAUGAUCUUGUGCCCACUUUCUGUGCCAACGUCAACAGCGUCCAUCUCGUGACGAGGGCGUUUCUGCCAUUGUUGCGUAACGGGAAGGAGAGAAAAGUGCUCAACAUUUCUUCGUCUAUGGGAUCCAUUGCUCUGGCUUCCCAAUACACUAAUCAGGCAGCUCCGGCAUACAAAAUCUCAAAGACAGCCUUGAACAUGCUCACCGUGCAAUAUGCCCUCGAAUUCGGCAAAGAAGGACUGAUCUUCAUUCUCGCGAACCCCGGAUGGCUGCAAACCGAUCUCUGCUCUACAGCGGCAGACCUGCCAGCAGGAACUGGGGCAAAGGCUGUCUUGGAGAUCCUGCACAACGCCUCGGCGAAUGACAAUGGCCGUUUCUUCAACAUCAACGUUCCUACUUGGACACCCCAGCCGGGUCAGAACGAGUAUAGGGGAGGCAUCAUCCCAUGGUAG